CGACAACAAAGGCAUCGUAUAAGCACAGGGAACGAUGCAUACGCGAUGCCAUGCUCGAGUCCAGAUUGAGGCAUGAGGACAAUGUCUGCCACAUGCUCGAGUGUGCGCCAAUAUGAAUUUCCUGAGGGACAGGGACGAUGACUUCAAUUUCGGACGCAGCCCGAGCGCCGGCAUCGCUGCGCGAAACGGAUCACCGUUGACGAGCCCGUCCAAGAUCGAGUCUUCCAGCAAGGCUGCGGGGAAAAAGCGGGCGAGCGAGGCGAUGGAUGAUGCCGCCGAGGCUAGCCUCCGCAGGCGAAUAGCCGGACCCUCGAGCGCAAAGGCUGGACUUGCAUUUGAUCAAUAUGAAAUUAAUCGAAUUAUAUACGAGACCACCAAAGGAGGCAAAUUCUUUGAUCACGAGAAGAAGAAAGAUGCGCAAGUCACGGAGCAGGUGCGACGCAUGACCGAAAAGCGCGAUACCAGGCUCCGUGGCAUUCGAGAGGGAAGCAUGGCCUGGAAGAAUAUCGAGAAGGAGAUCGAGUCGGCGGUGGCACGGUUGGAGUCUACUCGCGAUCUUUCGCACGCCAUCCUGCACUGCGAUAUGGAUGCUUUCUAUGCGUCUGUUGAGCUCAAGAGAGAUCCCGCACUGAAAGGGAAGGAGUACGCAGUGGGCGGCGAAGGCAUCCUAGUCACAGCGAGCUACGAAGCAAGAAAGUUUGGAGUGAGAAGCGGGAUGGCAACCUUCGUGGCUCGGGCGCUUUGCCCUCACCUGAUAGUCGUCAAGAAUAACAUGGGUGACUACGUUGCAGCCUCGAGACAGAUCAUGGAUGUUCUGCUCAACUACGAUGAGAACCUCGCGCAAGCGAGCCUGGAUGAGGCGUACAUGGAUGUGACUGGAUAUGUCGAACAGCACGAGACGACCGUCGAACAGGUUGUUGAGCAGAUCAGAGGCGAGGUGCAAGAUAAAACUGGGCUGACCGUUUCCAUUGGGAUCGCACCCAAUACCAUGGUGGCGAAGAUCUGCUCUGAUUUCAACAAGCCCAACGGCCAGUAUCGCGUUCAACCUGAUCGCAACACAGUCAUCACAUUCAUGCGCGAUCUCCCGGUGCGAAAGGUUCCAGGAAUAGGACGCGUCAGUGAGAAAAUCCUUGAAUCUCUCGGGAUCAGAACAUGCGGCGACAUCUGGACACAUCGCGUCAUGCUUUACCUGACCUUUGAUGGCAAGAUCGAUUGGCUCCUGCAGGCGCAUCUCGGGCUGGGCUCUCAUGUUGUACAGCCGGCACAGCGGCACGAGCGCAAAUCAGUCGGACGGGAAACGACAUUCAUGCCUACCGCAAAUGAAACCGAGAUGCUCACACAUUUGCGCAAAUGUUGCGAUCAGGUCGAGAAGGAUCUCGAGCGGCUUGACUUCGACGGGAGAACGGUGACUCUAGUGGCCAAGCACGCCACGUAUCAGCGCUUCAGCAGAGCCUUCACAUACCACACUGUCAGGCACUACAAGUCAGCAGACGACCUGUAUAGUAUCGCCAAGCAACAAUUCGACGCCGAGCAGAAGCGGUCCGGUGGGCUCAAACUGCGCCUGAUCGGUGUACGUUUGACGAAUCUGCGCGAUCUGCAACUGUUGCAAGAUGGAGGGCCACUGAAAAAGAUGCUUAUGUCUGCUGGGAGAUCUAUCGCCGCAUCGAAGUCUGAUAUUGGCUGGAACCUGAACGCGGGGGGGACAAGCGAUGAGGUUAAUUUAGGAAAAGGCGAUGUUGCUUCGACAGAGGAGGGAGAGGAGCGACAAAUCAGGCUCGCUUUAGAAGCCUCUCUGAGAGAGGUGCAAGUGGGCAACGUCCAAUUUUCGCAAGGAGAAGCUACCCAUUGUGACAAGGGCCUGGUGUCAAGGGACGGCUUGGAUGAGAAGAGUGAACUUCGACAGGAUGCUCACCAGCUGUUCCAAGACUGCCCUGUGUGCCAAAGGCGCAUCUCUUUUGCGCCGGCUACAAUAGAGGAAGUGAUGAAUCAACGGCUGAACCAGCACAUUGAUGCCUGUCUUUCUGGCUUCAACGAUCUCUCACCGUCAGAUUCCGCUGCUCGUAAGGGGGACCAGAGUCAUAUAGAGUUCUACUUCAAGAGCUGAGGCUCAGGAAUGGACUUUCCACGCACACUCUCUCUGUAUUUACACCACCACGGUCGCUUUAGAACCAACAACUUUGUAUCCUACACAUGAUUUCGACAAGUUCACGCUCAAUAGUAUGCAUUGGCACC
Molecule: messenger RNA, 2232 nt
Organism: Tilletiaria anomala UBC 951
Lineage: Eukaryota; Fungi; Basidiomycota; Exobasidiomycetes; Georgefischeriales; Tilletiariaceae
Product: DNA/RNA polymerase
Exons: 4
Coding region: 113-2104 (663 amino acids)
Biological process (GO): error-prone translesion synthesis
Cellular component (GO): nucleus
Molecular function (GO): DNA-directed DNA polymerase activity; damaged DNA binding
Source: RefSeq, a predicted model, not a curated record